Mytilinidion resinicola is the source of this 1641-nucleotide messenger RNA. RefSeq lists its product as uncharacterized. The transcript has 2 exons. The record is from RefSeq and is a predicted model, not a curated record. NCBI's taxonomy places the organism in Eukaryota, Fungi, Ascomycota, Dothideomycetes, Mytilinidiales, Mytilinidiaceae. Bases 1 to 1641 code for a protein of 546 amino acids.
AUGAAGGGUCGGAGAGCGCCAAUCGCUAUCGUCUCGACUUUGCUAAGUCUAUUCACCUUUUCCCAAUUCUACCAGCGCUCGCUCUUCGAGAAGCUCACACCAUAUUCCGAACGUUUGGAUGAGAAGCAGUGGGUUGCAUCGUCUCAUUCCUGGCUGGACAGAAAGGCAUGCAACUGGUUUGGGUUCUGCGGGCUGGCCCAUCUCAACAAAGCCGGAUGGGUUGGUCAUAACGUGAAAGCUUCCAGGAAGCAGCAGGCGCCAGUUGUCGACGCGGACGACCUCAGCUCCUUUUGGACGAGCGGCAAAUCGCGCCCUGAGGACUGGUCCGACGACGAGCGUGUGCUACGCGAGGUGCCCCAAUACGUCCUAGAGUAUGCACCAUAUGUAUACCUCUACUCGGGAGAGCAGUUCUGGCCUAGUGACAUAGCGGAACACCUUAUUCACACCACGCCUCAUCUUAACUAUACGCCAUUACAAGCGAAAUCUGACCACCCAACUCUGACGAACCUUGACGAAUUGAACGCCUGGGGUCGAUUUGUCUACCUUCAGAGCGACGACAACGUCGAAGAGCGCCCGGAAUGGCUGGGGAGUGCCAUCAACAUCCCCAACCGACCGGGAGACCCUGACGAGCAGGCACAGCCUUGGGCAGAAUGGGACGGCCGAAUCGACGGCGAGGUCCCUAAUGAUGAGCGUGAGAAGUGGUACGAUGUCGGCAUCGGAAGCACAAGGGACCAAGGUGGCAUAAGGCCUGCCCCGAAAUCGGGAGGGGAGUCAUCCAAAGUGCCAGUCGAGACGCCGGAAGGCGAAGAGCUAGUAGACGACGAGGAUGAGGAUGAGAGUGAGGACUUGCGCCCCGAGGCUCUUCGCCGCCGGGGCAAGCGGACGGUUGGUGGUCGUAGCGAUGCGCCUGCUGUGCUCGUCGUAGUCGACAAAGGCGAGGGCGUGGUCGACGCCUUCUGGUUCUUCUUCUACAGCUACAAUCUCGGCAACGUAGUGCUCAACGUGCGGUUCGGGAACCAUGUCGGUGAUUGGGAGCACACAGUUAUCCGAUUUCACAACGGCAAGCCAAAGGCGGUCUUUUUCAGCGAGCACAAUUUUGGCGACGCUUACAGCUACGAAGCAGUUGAAAAGAUCGGAAAGAGGCCAGUCGCCUACUCUGCAACUGGAACCCACGCCAUGUACGCCACCGCCGGCACCCACCCCUACGUCCUCCCUGGUGGCCUCCUCCACGACGUGACUGACCGUGGUCCCCUCUGGGACCCCCUUCUGAACUCUCACGCCUAUACCUACGACUACGUCAACGACACUCUCCGAAGCUCCAACGUCACGCCCCUCGCGCCGACGGAGUGGUUUUAUUUCAUCGGUCACUGGGGGGACAAGUUCUACCCCCUUGACGACCCGCGCCAAUAUCGCUUUGUGGGGCAAUAUCACUAUGUCAACGGCCCUCUGGGUCCGCGAUUCAAGAACCUCGGCCGCACGAGGAUAUGCCAGGGGAACAACGAAUGCUUGGUCAAGAGCUAUAUCGGGCCGUCGGAUAAUCGACGGCUGAAGCGAUUUGAAGGCGUGGGCGAGGGUGAGGAGAUGAGCGAAGAGGACGUGAAGAGGUUCGUCGGGCCUGAAGAGCUUGAGCACGAGACCUGA